Molecule: messenger RNA, 1230 nt
Organism: Nerophis lumbriciformis (worm pipefish)
Lineage: Eukaryota; Metazoa; Chordata; Actinopteri; Syngnathiformes; Syngnathidae
Source: RefSeq, a predicted model, not a curated record
AUGGGCCCGCUCCAACUCGCGCUGCUCCUGUUGAGCGCCUCCACCUGCCUGGCCCUGCUCAGGGUUCCUCUGCAACGAAGGCGCUCCAUCCGUUCUCAGUUGCGCGCCGACGGAGCGCUGGACGACUUUUUACGCGAGCACCGGCCCGACGCGUUCAGUCGGCGCUACGCUCACUGCUUCCCCGCCGGGACGCCGUCGUUGCGCUUGGGGCGCUCCAGCGAGAAGCUCUACAAUUUCAUGGACGCUCAAUACUUCGGGCAGAUCAGUUUGGGCUCUCCCGAGCAGAACUUCUCCGUGGUCUUCGACACCGGCUCGGCGGACCUGUGGGUGCCUUCGUCGUACUGCGUCAGCCAAGCUUGCGCGGUGCACAAACGUUUCCGAGCGUUCGAGUCGUCUUCGUACCUUCACGACGGUCGAACCUUCGGCAUCCAUUACGGAUCGGGACACCUGCUCGGGGUCAUGGCCAGAGACACGCUCAAGGUGGGCGACGUGAGCGUGCUCAACCAGGAGUUCGGAGAGUCCGUGUACGAGCCGGGCUCCACCUUCGUGGUGGCCCGCUUCGACGGCGUCCUGGGCUUGGCGUACCCGCCCUUGGCCGAGAUCCUGGGCAACCCAGUCUUUGACAGCAUGAUGGCGCAGACCUCCCUGGACCAGCCCGUCUUCUCCUUCUACCUCAGCAGGAAGGCCGGCGGCAAUAUAGACGUGGACGGCGAACUCCUGCUUGGCGGCACCGACGAGGCGCUGUACGACGGACCGAUCACGUGGCUUCCCGUCACCGCCAAAGGCUACUGGCAGAUCCGCAUGGACAGCGUGUCCGUCCAAGGCAUCAAGACUUUCUGUCCUCGCGGCUGCGCGGCCAUCGUGGACACGGGAACCUCCCUCAUCGCCGGGCCCACCAAUCACAUCCUCGGCCUGCAGCAGCUCAUCGGAGCCACGCCCACUAGCAUCGGCGAGUUCUUCAUCGACUGCGCCCGGAUGUCCAGUUUGCCUCGAGUGACGUUCGUUCUGGGCGGCGUGGAGUUCACGUUAACGGCCGAUCAGUACGUCAGGAAGGAGAUGCUGGGGGACAAAGAGCUGUGCCUGAGCGGCUUCAUGGCGGUGGACAUUGUGACGCCUCAGGGCCCGCUGUGGAUCCUGGGAGACGUUUUCCUCACAAAGUUUUACAGCAUCUUCGAUCGAGGAAACGACCGCGUCGGCUUGGCGCUCGCUCGCCACCCUGCCAACAGCUAA